AUGGAUCCUGAAGCUGGGGAUAUACGUAUGCGACGAUCGCAUCCGAUGAUCAAUAAUUAUAAUGAAUAUUUCAUAUCAGCAUGUCGUUCUAACAUGGACAUCAAGUUUAUCUGGACAGGCAGCGAUGCCAAAGCGCUUGUCUAUUAUAUUACAGAUUAUGUGACAAAAUCCCGUCUUUCUUUUCACGACACAUUUUCUCUUAUUCAAAAAAAAACUGUUGCAUCAUUAGGAGACAUAUCAAAUCAAGUGGAUAAUACAGACAAUGCUAUCGAAAGAUCACGUAAAUUCGUUUUACGUUGCUAUAAUACACUUGCAUCUCAACAAGAGUUAUCUGGAGCGCAAGUUGCUUCGUAUCUUAUGAAUUGGGACGAUCAUUAUACGACACACAAAUUCCAAGGAUUUUAUUUGAUUCAAACUGAACGAUACUUACAGACAGAAUUGAAUGAAUUACGUAUCAAACGAAAUUUAGAAACAAAUGCACAUGGUAGUAUGACGAUUUGUUGCAAUUCAUCUCUCCUAUAG
Molecule: messenger RNA, 522 nt
Organism: Adineta ricciae
Lineage: Eukaryota; Metazoa; Rotifera; Eurotatoria; Adinetida; Adinetidae
Source: the annotation of a GenBank genome assembly